Molecule: messenger RNA, 4032 nt
Organism: Varanus komodoensis (Komodo dragon)
Lineage: Eukaryota; Metazoa; Chordata; Lepidosauria; Squamata; Varanidae
Gene: MINPP1
Product: multiple inositol-polyphosphate phosphatase 1
Exons: 5
Coding region: 24-1436 (470 amino acids)
Molecular function (GO): inositol phosphate phosphatase activity; acid phosphatase activity
Source: RefSeq, a predicted model, not a curated record
UGGUCUGUUUUGCGGCCGCAGUCAUGUUGCUGCUUCGCUGCCGCUGCGGCUGCCUCGUACUGCGGCUGCUUCUCCUCUGGGCGACGGGCCCCGCGGGAGCAGAAGCUGAGACGGCCGAGCAGCUGAGUCCGUACUUCGGCACCAAGUCUCGCUACGAGGAGCUGCACCCGCACCUUCUGCAGGACCCUCUCUCGCUGGGGCCGCCCCAGCCGGGCUUCCCGCUGCCGCCGGCUUCCUGCGUGCCGCUGCAGCUCAGCGCCGUCGUCCGCCACGGCACCCGUUUCCCGACGCGCAAGCAGAUCGAGAAGCUGGGCCGCCUGCAUAGCCUCGUCCUCCAGCGGAACGGCAGCGGCAGCUGUCCGGCCGCCGAGCGCUUGGCGCGCUGGGAAAUGUGGCUGCGGCCAGACAUGGACGGCAAGCUGGCCACCCGCGGGCGCCGCGACAUGGAGAUGCUGGCCCGGCGGCUCGCCUCUCGCUUCCCCAGCCUCCUGGCCCCCAAGCGCCGCUUCGCCUUCGUGAGCAGCUCCAAGCACCGGUGCCUCGACAGUAGCGCCGCCUUCCGUGACGGGCUCCGGCAGGCGCUCUACGGACAGCAGCCCACGGCGAAAAGGAAUGACACUGUGAGAGAAACAUUUGAAAUUAAUGACAAACUGAUGAGAUUUUUUGAUCACUGUGAAAAAUUUGUAAGAGAUGUUGAAGAUAAUAAUACAGCUAUGCAUGAGGUGGAUGCCUUCAAAGAAAGUGUUGAAAUGAAGAAGGUAGUGGAGAAAAUUGCCGAGUCUUUGGGUCUACCAGUGAAUGAUCUAAAUGCAGAUUUGGUUCAGGUGGCAUUUUUCACGUGCUCAUUUGAACUGGCUAUACACAACAGCAACUCCCCCUGGUGUUCACUCUUUACAAAAGAGAAUGCCAAGGUACUUGAAUAUCUGAAUGACCUAAAGCAGUACUGGAAGAGAGCAUAUGGCUAUGAUAUCAAUAGUCGUUCCAGCUGCAUUCUUUUCCAGGAUAUCUUCAAUCAUUUGGACCAAGCUGCUUUGGAGAGUAAAAGUUCAAAGCCUGUUUCUUCACCUGUGAUCCUCCAGUUUGGACAUGCAGAGACUCUUCAGCCACUCCUUGCUCUGAUGGGCUACUUCAAAGAUGAGGAGCCUCUUAAAGCACACAACUACCACAGGCACCAGCAUCGGAAGUUUCGUAGUGGUCGCAUUGUCCCUUAUGCCUCAAACUUGUUGUUUGUGCUUUAUCACUGUGAUCAAGCCAGAUCUCCUGAAGAGGAAUACAAGAUACAGAUACUGCUCAACGAGAAGCUGCUGCAAUUUCCACACUCUGGGGAGACAGUUUCUUUGUAUACAAGCCUGAAAAACCACUAUAAAAACUAUCUUCAGAGUUGCCACUUCAGCGAAGUGUGCACCUUGCCAACAAAUGCCACACGGGUGAAUUGAUUGUAAAGAGGGCAUACAGUAAAGAGACCACCAUGGACACUUAUGUGUACAACUGUUUGAUAAAUGUACCUUUUUGGAGUUUUGCUGCUGAUGGUUCCAACGUGUUAUAUUUUAAACAUCUCUUAAGCUUGUUUUUGUAACUCAAAAAUCAAUCACAGUCAAGUUUCAGAGCAUCUCAAAGCAUUCAGGAAACAUUCUAGAUUUGCUUUGUUGCUGGAAAAGAAGCUUUUUUUAGGACCAAGAAUUACUGAGGAGUACACAUGUGCUCUUAGAAAAGCAGUUUACUCCAUAGUUAUACCAGCAGCGUAAUAGGAAUGGCCCCAAAGUUGGAUCUGAACGACAAUUUGCUGGCCUACUCAAUUUUAAAAACAGCCUGAUAGGAACAAAAUUCACAGAUUCCAAGGGACUCUCAGACUCUGAUAAAACUUUGGGGAAUAAUAAACAGUUCUUCUCUUUUCAGCACACUGGAGGUCUAGCACAGAAUUCAUGCAGCAAUUGCAGCAGUGCUGGCACUUGGCCUCCUUUCUUGAUGCAGUCUUUUUUUUUUUAAAGCUUUGGUAGUUUUUUCAGAGUAAUGACAUGGUUGCCUUCUGUGUGAAAUAAGUAGUGGUGAGUUGUUCAUUGGAGGAGAAGCCAAGUCGGGAAUUUCACUAUUUCGAUAGUUUUUUAUAAUACUAAUGGUGAAGAUGAGGCAUCACUGGACUGAGUACAGGGUUCAGCAGAACAAAGUAUUCAACUGCUCGGGAGAGUAGUGGUUACUGCACAUUCUAAAGGGGAUGUGUGGUGAUUUCAUAUUCUGCUGAAUGCCGCUUUCCCUCUUAAAAUCCAUUUUUGAGUAUGGUGUGAAAAGACUUGAAAUAUUUUGUACAUUUGGUAAGAAUAUUGGUGCAUUUAAACAACAAGCUGGUAUUCAAAAUAACUUCAAAAACAGUAGCAUUACUUCUUUUCUCUUUUGGAUUUUUUUUUUUAAAUCACUCUUUUUUACUCCUAUGAACCAUUCCUUGAAACUGACUUAGUUUUAGUUGGGGAACUAUCUUGGAUACAAUAUUGCUAAAAAGGUUGAAAGUUUCUGUUUUUGUACUGAAAACUGCCAUAUAAAAAUAGUUGGAAGAAAUAUCCAAAGAUGACAUCAUGGUUGUAUGAUAUGUAGCCUAGAAUGAAAAUAUUUAAAUAACUUAAGAAAACUAGCUUCAAGGUUAAAGGGUGUUAAGUUAGAACUUUUGAUGCUUUAUGGCAUUUGAAAAAUGUUAUUUUGAAGGUAAGGUUUAGGGGAAUUUUCAGGGGCACAUUCCAGUGUUGGUUGUGGAUAAAGGCAAAAGGAAAGAAUCAAAAUACUAAAAAUGCCAGUAUAUUUUAGCAUAAAGCUCUGAUUACCAGUAAUUGAGCUCUGAGAGAGCCAUUUCUUUCUUUUUGAAUGGGGAAAGGAAACAUGCAAAUGCAGGGACAUCACCAAACAGUUGAGAGUAUAAAAGGGUAGGAGUGGGGCAGCCUGGGGAAAUCAUGAAGGCCGCUUUGGAUCCUCUGGAGGUUGGAUUUGGCCAUGGUCCUGAGGUUCUACACCCUUGACCUCAGUAAUGCUUAUCAUUAAAAAACAUCAUCUCUUACCAACAAAAUGCUCAUGUGUGUUUCAGAACAAAUAAAGUAUGGCAUAUAUUAUGACGAAGCCACCUUUAUACCGGGUAAUUCAAAGUUUGAUGAGUUCGGUGCUAAAGUUGCCUGCUCAGAAGCCAACUUUUCCUUUUGCAAGCCUUUGCUGACACUAUAGUUGGAGUGUUUGCACUCAGUUUAUGAGUGCAGGUUACACAUUCUAGUAAAAUGUGUAUAUCAUAUUAUAGUGUUUGCUGAAUAAUGAUGUAGGGAAAAGGUUGAGGCAGGACAAGGUGUUCAAACAUACAUAAUAUUAUGUAAAGUUGUAAAUCAUGCAAGCCAAAUGUACACAUUUUAAAAACUUUUAGAUGCAUGACCUAGGAUGCAGUUUGAGCUACAUGGUUGGGAUACAUGUAAGUAGCAAUUUCAAGAGGAAGGACAGCAGGUAGGAGAAGGUGGUGAAUUCUUUCUCAGUUGCUCCCUUAGCUGGGUUUGGAAUGUGGGAAGGAGCUCAGCUGGAGGAGAAAGGUUUGUUAGUUUUCUCCCAGCCACAGCUUCUCUGCUUGAGGUUUUGUGUUCUUCUUCCCUUCCCAUUUUUUCCUAUACAUCUGUUUAGCAACCCAUGUUCUAAGGCCUGGUUCACCACCACAGAAUCCUGUUUCUCCUUUAGAACAGAGUUAUACAGAUGAAGUCGUAUUGAAAGAUGUGAAAAAUGUAUACCUAGAAUGUCCUGAUUUGUUUUGUUAUUACUGGGAGCCUUUUUGUCAUUCAGUGGUAUUAUGCUAAUCUUUUAUUUCUGCUCUGUAUAUAAACUUUUUGGGGAGAAGAUGGGUGGGACAGGAAUGCUGCAACCUGAAGUAUUUCUUGCAUUGCUUUUGACAGUAUUAUGUUGAAACUGGUGAGCAUCAGUAAAAGAAAAGUUUUGUGUGUAGGUGUUGCAUUUGUUUUGUUUUGCAAUGCCAUAUGCUUCCUUUUCCUUUCCAUACAUAUUAUAACCCAAAUUCUUUAA